Molecule: messenger RNA, 721 nt
Organism: Drosophila kikkawai
Lineage: Eukaryota; Metazoa; Arthropoda; Insecta; Diptera; Drosophilidae
Gene: Obp58b
Product: Odorant-binding protein 58b
Molecular function (GO): odorant binding
Source: RefSeq, a predicted model, not a curated record
GGGGACACUCGCUGAAAAGCAGUCAACAUGAUGAGGACUGGCUUUGUGAUUCUCUGUGUGAUUCUGUCGCAGUUAUUGCCUAGCAUCUUAGCUAUCCGCGUCCACUGCCGCCACACGGAGCGUAUUCAUGAGGAGAACAUUCACCAUUGCUGCCAGCAUCCCGAUGGUCAUAACGAUGUUACUGAAUCGUGCGCCAAACAAACCAAUUUCCAUUUGCCGAAUCCCAACGAGGAGGCCAUAGAGGAUGUGACCGUGGACCAGGCCAUGAUGGGCACCUGCUGGGCCAAAUGUGUUUUUGAUCAUUACAAUUUGAUGGAGAAUGGUACCUUGGACAUGAUUAAGGUCAGAUCCUACUACAAGAGAUACCACAAGACGGAUCCAGAGUAUGAGACAGAAAUGCUGAAUGCUUACGAGAAGUGUCAUUCGCUGACCGAAACAGCCACUGAGCAGUUCCUGUCGCUGCCAAUAGUAAGGACCUUUGGUACGGCCAAAUUCUGCAAGCCCACUUCCAGCAUCAUCAUGUCCUGCGUGAUCUAUAACUUCUUCCAUAGUUGCCCGAAGAAUCGUUGGUCCAAUACCACCGAAUGCCAGGAAACAUUGGCUUUUGCCAAGAGAUGCAAGGAUGUGCUGACCACCAUGUAAACAUUUGUAAAUAAUUGUUAUAAUAAUUCAAUAAAUGGCGAAGAAAAGAAAUUUUGGAAAAGGACAAAAUAUUGAAAAG